Messenger RNA from Chaetomium strumarium, 886 nucleotides. Its product is annotated as Snf7 family. Gene Ontology annotation, cellular component: multivesicular body; ESCRT III complex. The transcript has 3 exons. Bases 165 to 797 code for a protein of 210 amino acids. NCBI's taxonomy places the organism in Eukaryota, Fungi, Ascomycota, Sordariomycetes, Sordariales, Chaetomiaceae. The record is from RefSeq and is a predicted model, not a curated record. Gene Ontology annotation, biological process: vesicle budding from membrane; late endosome to vacuole transport via multivesicular body sorting pathway.
CUGCAAUCAUAGCUGUCUGUGACGUCUCACGUCCCAACGUCUCUUGUAAUCCUGCUCUUGCCAAGAGGGCUGAGAUCCGGCCCUCGACAUCCACCAACCCCUAGCAUCAGUAAUUACAGCCCAGCGGCACCACCAGGCGGUGAUAGCACACUCCCAAUGUCAGAAUGGGCACUAGCUCGAGCCGUAUAACGGCACAGGAUCAAGCGAUCCUCGACCUCAAAACCCAGCGCGACAAGCUGCACCAGUACCAGCGGCGCAUAACGCACCUCACGGACAAGGAAACCGCCAUCGCGCGGCAGAUGCUCGCCAAGGGCGACAAGCCGCGCGCGCUGCUGGCGCUCCGCCGCAAGAAGUACCAGGAGUCGCUGCUCGCCAAGACGGACGCGCAGCUGGAGCAGCUGGAGAAGCUGACGUCGUCGGUCGAGUUCGCGCUGAUCCAGAAGGACGUGCUCUUCGGCCUGCAGCAGGGCACCAAGGUGCUCAAGGAGAUCCAGCGCGAGAUGGGCGGGAUCGAGAACGUCGAGAAGCUGAUGGGGGAAACUGCUGAGGCGAUUGCUUACCAGAGGGAGAUUGGGGAGAUCCUCGCCGGGAGUAUGUCUAACCAGGAUGAGGAGGAAGUCGAAGACGAGCUAGCUGCGCUCGAGGCUGAAGUUACGAGGAGGGAGAGUGGACAGAGGAUACAGUUGCCCAAUGUUCCUGAUACCCAGCUCCCGGCACAAAAGGCCAGGGAUGAGGCUCGACCUGAAUUGGCGGAACAAGGGGCACAACCGGCGCGGAAGGCUAUGUUGGCUUCAUAGAAGGGGAGGAGUCUGAGGGCUAAUGACUGGUAUGCAUGGGUGGCGCUUCGGUUUUCUCUGUGAAUUUACACCACCUGUGUUGCUCAGCG